UCUGUCUUUCGGAUGAGGAACACAAGGACCCUCCCUUCAUGCACUCGAACACACUUUUGUGUAGUUUAUGUGCAUGCAAAGCAUUCCAAAAUAAAUACAUGUUUAAUCUGUCCUCCCUUUGAAUGAGUAGAGAAGGUUGCAGGGCCUUCUUUUGGUGCUGUGGGAUCUGAGAUAAAUUGAGAUUUCCACGCUGCUUAUGAUGACCACCCUCGGAUCUUUCAGUAAUCUAAGGCACAGGUUGUUGGAUUGUGUGUUUGACCAACGCAAACAUUCCCUCUCUCAUCAUUAGCACCACAAAAGUUAAAGCGACGCAGCUUAUUAACUGAAUUUAUUCUCCAUCUCUCUCGUGCAGCUUUAGCACCCUCCCGACGAUUCCUCCUCCAUGGCCUUCCCAUUUGCUCCUCAAAUCUUCUUUGCUGUCCUAGUUCUUGUUCUCUUCGUGGAGCUGCCUUCCUCCUCGUCUCUUGAUUCCAGCGCAAACUCAGACAGAGAUGCUCUGCUCCGUUUCAGAAGCACGAUCGGGAAGGAUCCCAACGGAGUUCUGUCGAGUUGGCGGCUCAACCAGAGCCACUGCAGCUGGCACGGCGUGGUCUGCUGGCAAGGAAGAGCGAUCGAGCUCGAUCUAGGCGGCGGCUGCCUCUCAGGAACUCCUUCUCUCGAUCCUCUGGCGUCACUCGACAUGCUAUGGAAUCUCAAUCUAUCUUUCAACAACUUGUACGUCAAUUCCGCCACCUCUUUGCUCCAGCUCCCUCGCUCGCUGAAGGAGCUCGACAUCUCUUACUCCGGACUGACCGGUGUCCUCCCCGAUGAGUUCUUUUCGAGCUAUCCGAGUCUCUCCUACGUGAACCUCUCCCAUAACAAUCUUACUGGCUCUCUGAGUCUGAAUUCGGGCAGUCUCCACGCUCUCGAUCUCUCCUUCAACAAUUUGUCAGGCGCCAUCGCGGUGGAGAACUCUUGCAGCGGUCUAGUGCACUUGGAUCUCUCUGCGAACCGCAUCGCCGGCGCGAUCCCGCCUUCCCUGUCCAAUUGCACCAGUCUUAAGUACUUAAAUUUGUCGGCCAACGCGAUCGCAGGGGAGAUACCUGAAGCUUUGGGCGAGCUCCGGGGGCUCGAGAGAUUGGACCUGUCUCGCAACUACAUCACUGGGCGGAUUCCUCAUGCUCUGGGGAACGCUUGUGGAUCGCUGCUGCAGCUGAAGCUCUCCAACAAUUACAUAUCCGGAGCGAUUCCCGGCUCGUUCUGCUCUUGCUAUUCUCUGCAAUUGCUCGACUUAGCCAAGAACAACCUGUCCGGUGCGCUGCCGGAGGACGUGCUCGAGAAUCUCGUGUCCCUGGAAAGUUUGCUCCUGAGCAGUAACUUCAUUUCCGGACCGUUUCCGAGCUCCAUUUUCAGUUUGAAGCGCUUGAGGAUCGCCGAUUUCAGCUCGAACAAGUUGUAUGGAUCCUUUCCGGCAGUGGGUUGUUCCAGUGAGUCCUCUCUAGAGGAGCUGAGAGUUCCUGAUAAUUUGGUUACGGGCCAAAUCCCGCCUCAAUUUUCUAACUGUUCGAGGUUGAGGACGAUCGAUCUCAGCAUCAACUAUCUGCGUGGCCCGAUACCGCCGGAGCUCGGGCGGCUCCAGGGCCUGGAGCACUUGAUGAUGUGGUUCAACGGGUUGCAGGGGCCGAUUCCGGCGGAGCUCGGGCGGUGCUCGAGGUUGCGGAAUCUUAUCUUGAAUAACAAUUUCAUCAGCGGCGACAUGCCUGUGGAGCUGUUCAAUUGCAGCAACCUCGAGUGGAUCGCGCUCACCAGCAAUAGAAUCACCGGGAAGGUCCGGCCGGAGUUCGGCCUGCUCUCCCGGCUCGCCGUCCUGCAGCUCGCCAACAACAGUUUGAGCGGCGAGAUUCCUCGGGAGCUUGGAAAAUGUAGCAGUCUGGUGUGGCUCGACCUCAACAGUAAUAAGCUCACCGGUACAAUCCCACCGCGCCUCGGUCGGCAGCUGGGGGUCAAGGCGCCGAGCGGAAUCCUGUCGGGGAACACGCUGGCGUUCGUUAGGAAUGUUGGGAAUUCUUGUAAGGGGGUAGGAGGGCUGCUGGAGUUCGCCGGCAUCAGGCCGGAGAGGCUGCUUCAGGUGCCGACGUUGAAGACCUGCGACUUCACGCGGCUCUAUUCCGGUGCGGCGGUAAACGACUGGGCGCACUUCCAGACGCUGGAGUAUCUCGACCUCUCGUACAACGAGCUCAGCGGCAGCAUCCCCGUGGAGUUCGGAGGCAUGUUGGUGCUGCAGGUGCUGGCCCUGGCGCGCAACAGGCUGACUGGGGAGAUUCCGGCGAGCCUCGGCCGCCUCCGGAACCUCGGCGUCUUCGACGCCUCGCACAACCGCUUGCAAGGGAGCAUCCCGGAGUCGUUUUCCAACCUCUCGUUCCUGGUGCAGAUAGACCUUUCCGACAACAACCUGUCGGGGCCGAUCCCGGCGCUGGGGCAGCUCACGACGCUCCCGGCAAGCCAGUACGCGAACAACCCAGGACUCUGCGGCGUGCCGCUGCCGCCGUGCCAGUCGGCGCUGGGGAACCUACCGAGCACGGCGCCGCUGAGGGAACAGGGGAAGGAGAGGGGGCCGCCGGCAGCGGCGGCCUGGGCGAACAGUGUGGUUCUGGGCGUGCUGGUGUCGGUGGCGUCGCUGUGCGUGCUGAUCGUGUGGGCGAUCGCGAUGCGGGCGCGGCGGAGGGAGGCGGAGGAGGCGAAGAUGCUGAACAGCCUGCAGGCGGCGCACGCCGCCACGACGUGGAAGAUCGAGAAAGAGAAGGAGCCUCUGAGCAUCAACGUGGCCACUUUCCAGCGGCAGCUCCACAAGCUCAAGUUCUCGCAACUCAUUGAGGCCACCAACGGCUUCUCGGCCGCCAGCUUAAUCGGCUGCGGAGGCUUCGGCGAGGUGUUCAAGGCGACGCUCAAGGACGGGUCGUGCGUGGCGAUCAAGAAGCUGAUCCACCUGAGCUACCAGGGAGACCGCGAGUUCAUGGCGGAGAUGGAGACGUUGGGCAAGAUUAAGCACAAGAACCUGGUGCCGCUGCUAGGAUACUGCAGGGUGGGGGAGGAGCGGCUCCUCGUCUACGAGUUCAUGCACCACGGCAGCCUCGAGGACAUGCUCCACUCGCCGCCCACCGACAAGGCUGCCGGACCCGCCCUCAGCUGGGCGGCGCGAAAGCAGAUCGCCCGCGGCGCCGCCAGGGGCCUCUGCUUCCUCCACCACAACUGCAUCCCACACAUCAUCCACCGCGACAUGAAGUCCAGCAAUGUGCUGCUGGACGCGCAGAUGGAGGCGCGCGCCUCCGACUUCGGCAUGGCCCGGCUCAUCAGCGCCCUCGACACCCACCUCAGCGUCAGCACGCUCGCCGGCACACCGGGCUACGUUCCGCCGGAGUACUACCAGAGCUUCCGCUGCACGGCCAAGGGGGACGUCUACUCCUUCGGGGUGGUCCUGCUCGAGCUGCUCACCGGGCGGCGGCCCACCGACAAGGAGGACUUCGGGGACACCAACUUAGUGGGUUGGGUGAAGAUGAAGGUGAGGGAGGGGAAAGGGCGGGAGGUGUUCGACGGGAAGUUGCUGCUGAUGGGCGGCGGGGAGGCGGCGGAGGAGGAGAUGGAGAGGUUCUUGGAGAUCACGUUGAAGUGCGUGGAUGACUUUCCGUCCAAGAGGCCGAACAUGCUGCAGGUGGUGGCGAUGCUGAAGGAGCUCAGGCCGGCCGGGGAUGUAGCGGCGCCGAUCGCCGUAGCUUAAUGUUACUCCUUAUAAUUCUGCAUAUAUAUAAAUAUAAAUAAAUAUAUAUAUAUUUAUAUAUAUAUUAAUGGAUUUAUCAUAUAUGUCCUCCUGUCUGUGACUAAUUACAAGUCAAAACAAUUUGAAGCUCGAAAUUUUGACUAAAAGGCUUAAAAUAAAAAGAGAUAA
This is a messenger RNA of Zingiber officinale, 3922 nucleotides long. RefSeq names its product brassinosteroid LRR receptor kinase BRL2-like. Lineage: Eukaryota; Viridiplantae; Streptophyta; Magnoliopsida; Zingiberales; Zingiberaceae. Gene Ontology annotation, molecular function: ATP binding; protein kinase activity; protein binding. Gene Ontology annotation, biological process: protein phosphorylation. The transcript is spliced from 2 exons. The coding region runs from base 383 to 3754 and encodes 1123 amino acids. The record is from RefSeq and is a predicted model, not a curated record.